AUGACUUCGGAGCUGGAAUUCACUGAUUUCUCCAUUUUACAGGGACCGGGAAUGGACCCGGAUCAGCAGCACACGCCGCGAAUUGCAAAAGCUCGGGCCCAGGUUGGCGGUAUUUCAGACGGAGAGUUUGGCAACCGUGCAAAGACUACGAGGUUUAGUAGACCAGCUGCGGGCUUGAAUAACAGUUUUCUAUCACCUCGAAUCGGUGAUGCUGAACUCAACCAGUUCAACGGGUUCUCAUAUAGAAUCGACAAUGACAAGGAUGAAGCUGAUAUCUUGGAUGAUAGCGAUUUCAUGAACAGUAUUGAACUGGGUCGUGGCCGCAAACCAGAAUUCAAUCUUUCAAAUUUGUCGCAUCGUGGUCAGGAUAUAGACCCAGUUCAGAGUCGUAGACGCCAGAAUCAGAACCAGAAUCGCAAUCUUGGUCGUGGUGAUAGUGGAAUUGACGGGUUUGGCGACGAGUCGAGCUCUCAUCAGAGCUUGGACAAAGUCACUGAUCGAAAAAAAUCACCUUUAGACGCAAAAAACCCGAAACCAAGUGCUGUUCCAUUAAGUCCUAUGAAAGAUUUUACUGUUCCGACCGAGUAUAAAGACGACCACAGUUUCAUGGCUCAGCUCGGUUUGGACGAGUUCGCUAAUGGAAAGAAAAGUGCCAAAUCAGUUGCAACGCCUGUAUCUGCUCGUAGACAAUCGAAAAAGACAAGGCAAGUUUCUUCGUCAGCAGCGACAAGCGGUAGUGAACGAUUAGCAGCAAGACUGCCAGAUAUUUCAGGCCUGUCGUCUAUUUUCUCAUCCGAUGAACAGCUUUCGUCAAGACGAAACAAGAAAUCUUCUUCGAUCGAUAAUAGUCAUAAAACAGUUGUUUCAGUGCCAUUAGAUGACGAUGAUAAAGCGUUGUUUUCAGCGUUUUCGAGUUUCCAGACCAAAAUAGACAAGUUGCAAAAGGACAAAGUGAACCUCAAAGAGAUCAUAAACACACAGGAACGAGAAAUGAGCCAGUUUCGAGACGAGUAUGCUAAACUGAAUGAACACUCUGAAUCUGUCGAGUUGAAAGCCAAAAAGCUUAAGGCAGUCUCACUGGCUCUUCGCGAGAAGCUGCAAACAGAGCGAGCAGAACGACAACAACUAAAACAACAGCAGCCUUCUUAUCAAGCUAUUAUUGAACGGGAUUCUGCUUUGCAAAUGUUGAGCCAACGAGAUCAGGAGAUCUCUAGACUACAAAUGGAAAACUUGAGCUUAAAGAAAGAACUGGAACAACUCCGGGCUUCGUCUAUAGCGUCUGGUUCAGACAAGGUAACACCACCGACUCCUCCUGCCGAGCCAGAAGUUAAACUAGACCAGUCGUUGCCUACUCAAAUACAACUACAACAAAGUACAAACGGUGUCAGCAGCUCCGACAAUGAACUCAACACAUUAAUAAAUAAGCUGUGUAAUCUCCUCACUUUACAUUUGGAAGGGAACAAGCCACAAGACAUCCAGCAAACUCAACUGCCACAGAGUCAAGAACAGCAAAUAUCCACAUCUGAAGACUCGCAAACUUCGACAUCAGACUCACAAGCAAAAGACUCGCUGGGAACAGAACUGGAGAUCCUCACCCGUGUGGCUGAAGCGAUUAAUAGGUUGAUUGUCUUGAAAGAACAAAAGCUCGAUCAGCCUGCUAUUCCCGAUAUUAACAGCUCUCGCCAGCCACGAACGGUUAUUGCUAAUGCCGGUACCAAUACUACACCAUCAUCCCUCCUCAAUCCACUCACCACUAGCAAUACCCCACAAGAUAAACAUAAUUCCAAAACCGCGACGACUAACGCUCCCUCUUCAAAUAAUGCCACCUACAAACCAGUUCCUACCCGGUUAAUAGAUCGAUGUAUGCAGUGUACAGACUCGUCAGACGAAGAAACCCACGAACCACUUGAAAAAAGCAACAAAACACGUCGACGCCAUCAAUCAAACACUCGACAGACAUCCGAUUCCGAUAGUGCAUGGGACGAAGAGCCCACAGCCCGACCAUCGAUGCCAGCAGACGAGGCAGUCAAACUGAUUCUAGACAAAAUGAGCGACGAAUUGACAACGCUGAAAAAUAACUAUAUCCAGGUGUGCCAGGAAUACGACAACGCGGACCCAGCAGUUGAAAAGCGACGUCGCCAAGAGCUGGCAGACCGGCUCAUCAAAUCAGUCAAAGAAGUCGAGGCCAAGUCGGACCUCAUCUACGCCAUGAACGAUAUCGUAGUAGCAGCCAACAUCCAACUGGACGCCAGUGACAACGAUGACGAUUUUGAAGCCAAGCUGGGAGCACGCAUCGGCAAGGGCCAGUGGAUAGUCUCAUAA
Molecule: messenger RNA, 2322 nt
Organism: Sugiyamaella lignohabitans
Lineage: Eukaryota; Fungi; Ascomycota; Dipodascomycetes; Dipodascales; Trichomonascaceae
Gene: ppc89
Product: spindle pole body protein Ppc89
Exons: 1
Coding region: 1-2322 (773 amino acids)
Molecular function (GO): microtubule binding
Source: RefSeq, a predicted model, not a curated record